AUGUGUCCUGAUGGAUGGGAGGUGUUCCAGGGACGUUGCUACUACUUUGUGAUUGAGGGCAUGACCUGGCCUCAGGCUCAGUCGAACUGUGCCAUGCUUGAGUCCAUGUUGGUCUCUGUCCACAGCGCUCAGGAGUAUGGUUUCCUCCAGCAGCUCACCAACAAUAAUGAAAAUCAAGAAGCUUGGCUGGGCGGUUUCUAUCUGCAGGACCAGUGGUUAUGGCUUGAUGGUUCCUGGUUCUACAACAACAGCUGGAGCAUGGAGUCCCCAGACAGCAGCAACCCCUGCCUAAUGCUCAGUUCUUAUGAGGCAUGGAGCAAUUCCCCGUGCAACGCUGGUCGCUAUUCUCACAUCUGUGUGAAGAACUCCAAUGUCCCAACAGCAAUGCUGUGUCCUCAAGGCUGGACGGGGUUCCUCGGCCGCUGUUACUACCACAACUACGAAAGUCUGACCUGGUCUGAAGCUGAUGCUACCUGUGCUGGUUUCGAGGCCAGCCUGGUCUCCGUCCACAGCCCCGAGGAGUAUUCCUUCCUCUAUCAGCAAGCUAACGGAGAAGCCUGGCUCGGUGGAUUCUACCUUGAGGACCAGUGGAUGUGGCUCGAUGGUUCCUGGUUUUAUCAGGGAUUUUUUACUGCAAUGUCUCCAGACAGCAUCUACCCAUGCCUUUCAACAUACACCACCGAUGGUUGGAGCAAUUAUGCCUGCGAUGAAAGCUUCCCUUCGUUCUGUGUAAAGAAUGCAGUUGUAUGAAGGAUGCACUUUAAAUCUGCAACCCACACAGGACAGACAGAGUAAUGGAAUAUUUCAGUCAAGUACAAAUUUAACCCAAAUGUAUUAUUACCAAAAUG
Molecule: messenger RNA, 848 nt
Organism: Morone saxatilis (striped sea-bass)
Lineage: Eukaryota; Metazoa; Chordata; Actinopteri; Moronidae
Product: C-type mannose receptor 2-like
Exons: 8
Coding region: 1-750 (249 amino acids)
Source: RefSeq, a predicted model, not a curated record